AUGGUUGUCUUGCUGAAGAGGAUGCUAUUCUGCGCCGUUCUGCUGGGAAUCGGGCUGGCUCGAUUUGCCUUAUCCGCUUUCAACGCAGAGGCACAUGCGGCGUGGGAUUAUGCGACAUCCAGCAGUGAGAUGUUGGCUGGUGCAUCCAAGAAUCAGCAUAUGAACACUCCCGGUGAAGCAUCUCAAGCGCAAGCUCAGUUACGCCGGUUAGAAGGAAAACAAAAACACCUGAAGCAUUUGAUCAAUUCGCUCAACACUGAAAGUCCUUGGUGGGAAUUGUCCGAAAUUAAAUAUGAACUGGAAGAGCUUUUUAAUGCUUUGAGGCCCCCCUAUUUGCAGACGAUCUCAUCUGAAUUUUUCGCUGACGAAGACUUGCCUAGAUUCGAAGCGGAAAGCCAAAGUAGAGGAACAGAACGGAGAACUGUCACUGGGAGUUUCAUGAAAGCGCUUCGGUUAGAUAAGAUGUCACUCAGCGCACGUCGGCCUACUCACAAGUCAAAAGCGGGCAAAAAGGAGCCUUCUUCCAGUGGAGGACAUAAUCAAUAUGGAGAAUUAAGAACCGACCCUUCGAUUUACACAGACCUUGUGGACUCAAAACCAAUCUCAUCAAGUAACUUACUUUCCAAAACAGGGAAUAUAUAUCACACGAGAGACCGGACCAUUAAGGAACAAAUGGAGCUCUGGAAUUCUUUAGAAAAGAAGCUUGUCCAACUUAAACUUUCGAAAAAUGACGGUGUUGCUGCGCGAAGAGCCGUGCUGUAUCUUAAAUUUUUGGAAUCAUUGUAUGUUAUGGGGGACUACAUUCUCAAGUAUGGAAUGGGACUGCCCCCGGCGUUCAUCGAAAACAUAAGAAUCUUUGAGCCCAACACUCUCGUGAACAUGGUCGAGAUGCACGUCGACCUCCUGUUCCUCACGCAUGGGAAGAACUUUUUUAAACACCAUGACUCUGUAGUUCCGCAGCUAGGAUUUUUGGAAAUCGGCCCGGCUGUAUAUCACUUUCACAGACCGAUUGGAGCACUCUCUGAAAAACAUCAGAAGCUUGUCGUCUUCAGCGUCCUGAAGAAAAUCAUGUUCCAUGCGCCCGGAAACCUCCCACACGAUGGGGGGCUAUUAAGUGAACACUUCGCCUCGAUUCGCCAAAGAUUCCUAGAUGUAAAUUUUCUCGAGGAAGCGGAAGUGCUUUGCUCCCUACUGAACAACGCACCACAUGCGAACCAUCUUACGGAAAUGGCCGAUUUUCGAAUCGCCGAUCUAAUUGCACAACUGAUCCGCCUGUUUCAACAUCCUCCAAUAAAAUCACCACCAGGUCAAAGAACUAUAGAAUUCCAACUGGUAUUUUACACUUUGGAUUUUGCUGACAAAUAUUACCGAUCGAUCAUGACGUCAAUCUCAGAGCGGAUGAGGAAUCCUUCACUUUUCCUGAAACAAUUGGAAUUCAUGCGUAGCUGGCUGGCAUUCCGACGGAGUCCAGCUUACUAUCCUACCCGCGGGCUACGGGAAAAGCCGUUUGUCCAAAUGCCCACUGGCCAACACGACAUGCUUCAGUACUUACUCCAGUCGUGGAUUAAACAAAGUACUUUCGAACUAUUUCACAUCGAUUGGUUCAGUGACCAAGCCCCAGCGGUCAACCUUUGGAUGGGCCCAAUUUAG
Molecule: messenger RNA, 1650 nt
Organism: Puccinia graminis f. sp. tritici CRL 75-36-700-3
Lineage: Eukaryota; Fungi; Basidiomycota; Pucciniomycetes; Pucciniales; Pucciniaceae
Exons: 4
Coding region: 1-1650 (549 amino acids)
Source: RefSeq, a predicted model, not a curated record